This is a messenger RNA of Hydra vulgaris (swiftwater hydra), 1436 nucleotides long. Its product is annotated as 5-hydroxytryptamine receptor 1B. Gene Ontology annotation, molecular function: G protein-coupled receptor activity. Gene Ontology annotation, biological process: G protein-coupled receptor signaling pathway. Lineage: Eukaryota; Metazoa; Cnidaria; Hydrozoa; Anthoathecata; Hydridae. The record is from RefSeq and is a predicted model, not a curated record. Gene Ontology annotation, cellular component: plasma membrane.
UUAUAGUAAUGGCCAAAAAGUUUUAUAACAUGGCAUAAGAAAUGUCAGCUUUUUUUUUAAAAAAAGUAUUUAUAUACAUAUAUCUAUAGCACAAAUAUUAUAUGAUCACAUAAUAACAUCACAUCACGGUGAAAACCCAAUUGCUAACUUUAAACAUCUAAAUCUUUAAUUAAAAUCUUUUUUUCAAAAAGAUUUAUACUAAGUUAAAUUAAGUAUUGUUCUUUUAUCGUUCACCAUAUAUUUUUAUAACAGGCGGUUUUGUUUGUUUAAAAAUUUUUACAGAUUAACUUCUUAUUACUAAAUUUUUGAUCUCACUAAUUUUUAUUAUGUUAUAUCGAAUGAAAAUAUUGAACUUUAAUUGAUAUUUACCAUUUAUGGAAGUGCUGGAUGACCACUUUAAAGACGUUCAAAUUUUUACAAAAAAACAAAAGCAAAUGAAUUCUACUGUAAGUUCAACAAUUGGCGAACCAUUUAAAUAUCUCUCAGUUGCUUCUCUUUGCUUGCUUGCAGUGGCUGCCAUCACCAUCAACAUUUUAAGUUUGGUUAUUAUAAAGAAAUCAAAGAAAAUUCUUAGCAGACCAUCAAUACACUUUACUAUCAACUUAUUGAUUGUUGAUUUAUUACAAGGAAUAUUUGUAAUACCAAUCUAUGCUGCUAAAAAAAUAAAUAUUCAAAACAGAUCUUGGGACAAUUUUAUAUGUGAUUCUUUUCGAUUUUCGUACAUGAUAACAUAUUAUAUGUCAAUAUUUUGUGUUUUACUUAUUGGAUUAGAUCGUUAUAUCGCUACUACAUUUAUUUUUAAAUAUAAAGCAUUGGUCAAAGUAAAAUAUGUCAAAAUUAUUGUAAUAGCUCUUUGGGUUUAUGUUGUUGCACUGUGUACAAUUCCAUUUUACUUACCUGAGAUAUCAGCACAAUUGCUUAGUCAAGAUGAAUGUUUUUAUCGCCAGAACACUGUUUGGACAAUAACAAUGCUUGUAAUUAAUUGUUUUGUGCCGUAUAUUUUAAUAUUGUACUUCUAUAAAUAUAUUAUUAAACAUAUUAAAGAUACUGAAAAAGUACCAAUUAAAAAAACAUCUGAUGUAACACAAAAUGUUCUAGCAAUACCACAAAUGAAAGAUAAGUUUAAUGACAUAAACAGUAUAUUAUGUAGCAACCAGAAGAAAACUGAUUACAGUAAAAAUAUUAUAAAAAUUUCCAUUUUGUUAUCAACUUGCUACGCAUUUUUUUGGACACCAUCAAUUGUUUAUUAUAUGCUUAGUAAAUUUUGUAGAGAUAAAUGUUUUUUGAACCUAAAUCCUGUCAGUCAAACUUAUUUAGAAUUUGCAAUAAAGUUUUUAGCGUUUUUAAAUUCGCUUUCAGCUCCAAUUAUCUACUGUUUUACAGACAAAGAAUUUCGAUUACGGUUUAAAUCUUUCAAACACAAAUUUAUUUUAUGA